Molecule: messenger RNA, 4167 nt
Organism: Patiria miniata (bat star)
Lineage: Eukaryota; Metazoa; Echinodermata; Asteroidea; Valvatida; Asterinidae
Product: sushi domain-containing protein 2-like
Exons: 2
Coding region: 70-4167 (1365 amino acids)
Source: RefSeq, a predicted model, not a curated record
UUUUGUUUUAGCAGGACUAAGUAUAUGUAUACGUUCUUUUGAUAAUUACAAUCUUUGUUUUUCCCCAGUAUGACUAAUCUGAAGAAGAUUCAUCUUUUCUGGCUGGUAGUCUCCAUGGUAAUUGCAUUUCCUGAAAUGCUGGUUUCAGCUGUGGAUCUGCAGAUAGGCACACCUGCUCGGCCGCAAUGCUUCGGGAUAUCAAGAGGUCAGCAUUUUGUCCUUGGCUUUUCUGACAACCAUGAUUCGCGUUCCGAAACAAGGGAGCUCACUAUUUUAGUGGUAGCUUUCAGUAAUCGACAAACAUCAGUCACGAUCAGCAGCAAGUAUGAAGUAGCUGGCAGGCCAUUCCUGGAGAGCUUUGUGAUCGAAGCAGGUGGGUUUAGAAGAACCGUACUUCCUGCCGACCUGGUGAUGGAAGGAACCGAGAGAAGCCUGAAGGGGAUCGAGAUUUCAGCAUCUUCCGAGGUGUCUGCGUACGGUUUGAUGUAUCAGGAUUUCACCACUGAUGGUUUUCUAGGUAUACCAACAAAUAAUCUUGGUACGCAAUACGUUCUGGUAACGGGGCCCCCCCUAUCUCCGUGGCGCUCCCAAUUUUCUGUCAUAGGCACGGAGGAUUCCACCUUAGUGCAAGUUACUUUACGAGGUCGGGUUACAUUUGAAGGAGAGGAUUACGAUGCUGGUGAUGUGUUCAGUUUCAUGGUUGACCAGCUGGAAGCUGUCCAAAUCCAAGGAGCGCCUGGACAAGACCUAACAGGAAGCAUCGUCCAGACUAACAAACCGGUUGCCGUUUUCAGCGGCAAUGAAUGUGCGAUGAAUCCGGAAUCGACUUGUGACACAUUAACUGAGCAGUUGGUACCCAUCAAGAGUUGGGGGAAGAAACACAUCUACACCUCAGCCCGAAGCACCGACAGGAACAACUACCGAAUCGUUGCCUAUUUCACCGAGACAAUUGUCACUAUUCCGGGAUUUGGGAAUCAGUCGUUGGAUACGGGUGAGUUUUGGGAAGGCGAUUUGUAUGGUUCAGGGUUCGUGUCCUCCACUGAACCAACUCUCAUGAUGCAGCAGCUCUUUUAUAUUAAUGGUGAACGACUUGACCCGUCACUCAUACAGGUACCUGCUGUGGAACAUUUUGGGUUUAUCUUUGGGUUUACUACACCACCUUAUUCUGGAGAGAGUUCAGAAGGUUUUUUCAACUUCAUCGGUAUCAUUGUGAAAACCAAUGCACGCCAGACUGUAUUUGUAAAUGGAUCUCCCAUAAACGGCACCAAUGUCAUUGACAGUAAUGUACCUAACACUGACUAUACAUCGCUGACUGUCCAGUUGCCGAAAGGAGAAGGGAUCUACUUCGUCGAGCAAACUGAUUCUCAAAAUCCUCUUUCUGUCAUUGUCUAUGGGUAUGAAAGGGCCGAAUCAUAUGGAUAUGCCGCUGGUUUGUCUCUUUCAAGCAACGAACAAUUGCUCAGUUUGAAACCGUACUAUUUGCGAGAAUUUGGUGGCGAGCUUUUUACGAUGACAGUUCCCUGUUUGCAAACAAAUGCUUUAUCUUUUCCAGAUGCAAAGUGCAAAUUUUCCACUGGCUUUGGAGACGUCAUUGUUUCUGGUGAACGCACUAACCCAUACACUGUUGUCUGUAUCACUCCCACCUUUGACAAGAACGGACUUACAUCUGUCUUUGUAUCACUUGACAACGGUGAAUCAUUUCCAUACUCUGGCAUUGUCUACGUUGCAUCUGAAGAGGAUCUACCGCCACUAGUUCAAAUCCAACAGGUGAAUUCUGAGUAUGGAGAUGGCAUCAUUGACCAAACCUCAGAUGAUCCGAUCAUGUUCUCCUGGGAUCCUAGAACGGUUGGUGAAGGAGUUUCACAUGUGACUGUUAUGAUGCAAGACACAGAUUACGACAGCAAUGGGAAUCCAGUCUUGAUGGAAGGUGUCGCAGUGAAGAGCAAUGUCUUGAACAACGGUAGUCUGACGAUACAUCCAAGAGACCUCCAAUCCCUCACCAGUGAUGGUUUGUCACUCAAAGCAUUUUAUCUUACUCCGUCUGGAUUGAGGAGACGAAGAAAUAUUGGAGGUUUGUUGUGGUACUUACGACAUUAUGGUCCUGCCUCAAUUGUAGUUACUGCAAUCACCUGUGAAGUUUCAAAGUACCAGUUAAAGAAGACUGUGCCGACAGGACUGCCUCCAUGUCCUUGCAACACAGGACAAGCUGACCGAGACCAGAACGUCCAGAAGGCAGAUUUUGCAAACUCCUUCUUCCAUCCGGGUGCCAAGAGCUGUUAUCGGUCUGUUAAUUCAUUGCCAAAUGGAGCAGGGCAACAGUGUUGCUACGGUAAUGACGGCAACAUCCUGGUAGGUCCACCCGGGGGAGGAACAGCCGACAGGUAUGGUCCUGGUGGGUUCUGGAAUACAAUCUGGCACCAGUGGUACGACGUCCUUCCUUGGCUUUGCUUAUGCAAACUGUCCAACAACUGCAAGGAAUACUACAAGUACAGGCCAUCAGAUGACUGUUCUGACUACGACCCACCUCGACCGGCUGGGGGCACCGGGGAUCCCCAUCUUACAAGUCUGGAUGGCUACAAGUUCACCUUCAACGGAGCCGGAGAAUUUCUGAUGGCGUCAUCUGCUGUACAUAACUUGACCUUUCAAGCCCGUAUGGAGAGGUACCGCAACACCAAAGCCUCUGUGUACACAGCAUUCGUUCUUCAAACCAACGAUUCCUCCAAAGUCCAGGUGCAGUUGUCUUACAUGAACGAGACACUGAUUCUUGUGGAUGGUGAGCCGUUGCGUCUUGACUCCAUCCCAGUAAAAGUUCAUCACCUCAGAGGUGUUCGAAUCAGCUUCAACUCUGACAUGACCAAAGUCAACAUAGCAUUCAGUGCUGGCAUCGCUGUCACCGUGUACAUCGAUACCGAGGUGAUGUCUUUCAUCGCUCAACUGGACACCAAGUUCCAGGAUCAAGUUCAAGGACUUCUUGGAAACCUCAACGAAAAUCCAGAUGACGACCUUCAGUUCCCAAACGGAACCAUUCUGGAGCCUGGUUCUUCGCUGGAAGAGCUUCAGGGUUUUGGUUUGGAGUGGUUGGUGGCCCCAGAGGAGUCCAUAUUUACCUACAUCUCCCCAUUUGACUACAGCACAUACCACUUCCCUGAGUUUUCCCCGACCUUCGAGGUUCCUGAUCUGAACCAAGUGAGUCAGGAAAUCAAGGACCUGUGUGGCGAUUCCACUGAGUGUGUCUUUGAUGCGGUAAUCACCGGCAGCCUGUCUUUUGCUAACGAGACUCUUGUGGCGACAGUCACAAUAAGUGAAGUCCAAAAAGGAUUGGUCAAGAUUGUCAGCUGUGGCUACCCGGGUGAUGUGGAGAACGGAUUGCUGUCUGGGUCUGUGUAUCUCGUGAAUGCCACAGUGGAUGUGGCUUGUGAUGAUGGCUUCACAUUGAAAGGGUCUUCCAAAUUGACCUGUCUUGAAGAUGGUCAGUGGUCGUCUGACCUCCCUGUGUGUGCUGUCGACUGUGGCUACCCGGGUGAUGUGGAGAACGGGUUGCUGUCAGGGUCUGUGUAUCUCGUGAAUGCCACAGUGGAUGUGGCUUGCGAUGAUGGCUUCACAUUGAAAGGGUCUUCCAAAUUGACCUGUCUUGAAGAUGGUCAGUGGUCGUCUGACCUCCCUGUUUGUGCUGUCGACUGUGGCUACCCGGGUGAUGUGGAGAACGGGUUGCUGUCAGGGUCUGUGUAUCUCGUGAAUGCCACAGUGGAUGUGGCUUGUGAUGAUGGCUUCACAUUGAAAGGGUCUUCCAAAUUGGCCUGUCUUGAAGAUGGUCAGUGGUCGUCUGACCUCCCUGUUUGUGCUGUCGACUGUGGCUACCCGGGUGAUGUGGAGAACGGAUUGCUGUCAGGGUCUGUGUAUCUCGUGAAUGCCACAGUGGAUGUGGCUUGUGAUGAUGGCUUCACCUUAAAAGGGUCUUCCAGAUUGACCUGUCUUGAAAAUGGUCAGUGGUCGUCUGGUCUCCCUGUUUGUGCUGGCAUGGAUAAUGGCGAGGAGGGAGGGCUAGCUGCAGGCAUCAUAGCUGCUAUUGUUGUUGGUGCCGUGAUUGUUGUACUCGCAAUCUGUGGUCUGAUUUACAUUUUCAUAAAGCGGCAAGUCAGGUGUGUUAACAAACACAAAUACUACUAG